CAACAUCAGUGUGAAGAUGGCGGAGGGUGAAUUGAACGUGGACAGCCUCAUCUCUCGGCUUCUGGAAGUGCGGGGAUGUCGCCCGGGAAAGAUAGUCCAGAUGACCGAGGCAGAGGUGCGGGGCCUCUGCAUCAAAUCCAGGGAGAUCUUCCUCAGCCAGCCCAUCCUGUUGGAGCUUGAGGCACCCCUGAAGAUCUGUGGUGACAUCCAUGGGCAAUACACAGAUCUGCUGAGGCUCUUUGAAUAUGGUGGCUUCCCUCCAGAGGCAAACUACCUUUUCCUGGGCGACUACGUGGACAGAGGGAAGCAGUCCCUGGAAACCAUCUGCCUUCUGUUGGCCUACAAGAUCAAAUACCCAGAGAACUUUUUCCUGCUCAGGGGCAACCAUGAGUGUGCUUCCAUCAACCGCAUCUACGGGUUCUACGAUGAGUGCAAGCGCAGGUUCAACAUUAAGUUGUGGAAGACCUUCACUGACUGCUUUAACUGCCUCCCCAUCGCUGCUAUUAUUGACGAGAAGAUCUUCUGCUGCCAUGGAGGGCUAUCGCCUGAUUUGCAGUCAAUGGAGCAGAUUCGCAGGAUCAUGAGGCCAACAGAUGUGCCUGAUACAGGCCUUCUGUGUGACCUGUUGUGGUCAGACCCAGAUAAGGAUGUACAAGGCUGGGGAGAGAACGACCGUGGGGUCUCCUUCACCUUUGGGGCGGACGUGGUCAGCAAAUUCCUCAACCGCCAUGACCUGGACCUCAUCUGCAGAGCCCACCAGGUUGUGGAGGAUGGAUAUGAGUUCUUUGCCAAACGCCAACUGGUCACACUUUUCUCGGCUCCAAACUACUGCGGGGAGUUUGACAACGCAGGUGGCAUGAUGAGCGUCGAUGAAUCCCUUAUGUGUUCCUUCCAGAUCCUAAAGCCCUCAGAGAAGAAGGCCAAGUACCAGUAUGGUGGUGUAAAUUCUGGUCGGCCCGUCACCCCACCCCGCACCACCCAAGCUCCCAAGAAGAGGUGAACGUACAGCCUUGGCUCUGCCCCUCCGGCUUACCCUGUCCGUCCUUGGUCUGCCAUCACGGCAACCCCUGUAACUCCCCUGUAUAGCAAAGAUACAGGGCUUAUCUAAUUGCCCAAAUCUUUCUCCUCUUUCUUCCCCACUCAUCCACUCCUUCCCCAACUCCACUGACAGCUCUUUUCUUAAUGUGUAUGUGUACAUAAAUUUGCUGUGACCAAUCUUUUUUUUUUUUUUGCCUGUUUGUUGGUAUUUUUGAUAUUAUUAAUGAAUAAUCUUUUUGGUGGUUUUACUUCCAGUUCCAUUUGAGAUUUUCUGAUUUUCUGAGGUUCUGUGUCAUGUAAGGAAAUGCCUUCUCUUUGUAGAGGGGCAAAGUGACUGAGUUAGAGGAAUUCUUUUUCAGUUUCACAAAAACAUGAUGAGGAUUGGAAAUUGUUUUGCCUUGACCUCUCAAAAAACUGAGAGAAUCCCUCAAACAUAUUUCAAUGAGACUGAGAUUUCCGUGCAGUGCUAAAUCCGUAGACACAAAUAACAUCUCUUAUAUUCCAGUUUAACUGUUCAAACUCAUUAUAGCUUGUGCAGUGCUCUUUGUGGUUGGUUGUUGUGCACAAACACAUUGUGUAUAUUUAACCAUUGAAAAAGUGCACGUCCCUUUGAGUAGCAAAGAAUGUGAAGCGACCGGCUUGAAUGAAAUAUAGAGGCUAAAUCAGAUGCUGCUGGGAGUGGACGCGCUCUACCCGAACACAACACCCUCUGGGCAUCAGUUCCUCCACUCUGUUAUGUCCCCGCGUGCCUCAACACCAUGCCCACACAAAAAAAAAAAAACAUGCCACUUCUCA
This is a messenger RNA of Toxotes jaculatrix (banded archerfish), 1833 nucleotides long. RefSeq names its product serine/threonine-protein phosphatase PP1-beta catalytic subunit-like. Bases 17 to 1000 code for a protein of 327 amino acids. Gene Ontology annotation, cellular component: cytoplasm; nucleus. The record is from RefSeq and is a predicted model, not a curated record. Gene Ontology annotation, molecular function: protein serine/threonine phosphatase activity. The transcript has 8 exons. Gene Ontology annotation, biological process: circadian regulation of gene expression; regulation of circadian rhythm. NCBI's taxonomy places the organism in Eukaryota, Metazoa, Chordata, Actinopteri, Toxotidae.